GAACCCAAAACAAAAACCUCGCAGAGAAACCCUUCCGAUCUAACUCUCCCCCAACAAAGACCCCAAACCCCCGCAUGCAGCAACCAACGCAAAAUCCCGCCCAAUGCGGCAACUCCAUAGCAAGGGAUAUAAGCUCGCCAGCAAGGGAUGCACCGCCGACAGCCUCAGCCCAACCCAUCGAGAUCGAAUGCAUCAAUCACCUCAUGGUCCUUGCAUCUUGCGACGGCCGGCCUGGCCUUAUUUAAAAGCAUGGCGUGGUGGCUCUGCCGGUGCAGCAGAUCUGCCUCCGCUGCUGGAUUUCGUCGCGCUAUCAUUCUAUCUUUGGUUUUUGAAGGGUCGCGCUACGGAGUGUGACGACGAGAUAACCCCACGGUUCAAUAGGGACUUGCCCUAUCUAAGGGAAAAAGACAAUGUCCAUCCAGGUCGGGCCGAGGACGUUCCAUGUCACGGACAUCGAUCGCGAGAAAUGUACUCGCGUCGUGCCGAUGCGCGUGUUGUCGUUUGGGCUGUUUCGGACGGGGACGGAUUCAUUGACAGAAGCCCUCCGCAUCCUCGGCUACAAUGAAGCCUACCACGGAUACUCGCUGAUGCUGAACAACCCGCGCGACGGGGAGAUGUGGAUGCGGGCGUUGCGCGCAAAGUACGACGGCGUCGGGAAGCCGUUUGGGAGGGAGGAGUGGGAUAAGUUGCUGGGGCAUUGUCAGGCAGUCUGCGAUGUCCCUGCGCUCUGUUUCGCUGAGGAGCUGAUCCAGGCGUAUCCUGAGGCGAAGGUGAUUUUGACGGUGCGCGAUCCGAAGGAGUGGUAUUCAUCCAUCCUCGAAAUCACCACCGUCUGCGAACGCUACCCCAUCCUAUACGUCUUCCUGCCUCUGCUCGCCGCUAUCGACGCCCUCUGCCGCAGCCGCUUUCGCUGGGUCCUGCCGGUGAUUUCCCGCUCGGGGAACGAGAUCCUGCGCGGCAGAUUGAAGGAAGACGGGCUUCGGAUCUACGAGGAACAUUAUAAGAAGAUCGAGGCGCUGGUGCCGCCAGAGCGACUGCUGCAUUAUCAUGUGCGGGAGGGGUGGGAGCCGCUGUGCGAGUUCCUGGAGCAGCCGGUUCCCGAAGUGCCGAUUCCGAAGGGGAAUACGAAGAGGGAGAUGAAGUUGAGGGUGCAGGGGUGGAUGGUGUUGGAUUUGAAGGAGUGUGCGGCGAAGGCAGUCACGGUCGCGGCGUUGGGGUGGGUGGGUUGGGGGGUUUAUAGAGCGGGAGUUGCGAUGGUAAGGUGA
Molecule: messenger RNA, 1265 nt
Organism: Aspergillus steynii IBT 23096
Lineage: Eukaryota; Fungi; Ascomycota; Eurotiomycetes; Eurotiales; Aspergillaceae
Product: sulfotransferase family protein
Exons: 4
Coding region: 411-1265 (284 amino acids)
Source: RefSeq, a predicted model, not a curated record